AGAACUAGAGGCGUGUAUCCGACCCUUGUUCCCUGUGGCUUCUGCACCGGCGAGAGCCCCUGCCAGGGUCCCCGCGUCUCUAGAUCCCGCGCCUGCCUUGCGCCCCCCUGCCGCUGCGUCUGAGUCCUCGCGUCGCCGCGCCUAGCCCACCGGAAGGAUGCGCUGUGCGCCGACGGCCGGAGCAGCCCUGGUGCUGUGCGCUGCCACCGCCGGGCUGCUGAGCGCGCAGGGCAGCCCGGAGCCAGCGGAGCCGCCGCCGCGCUUCGCGUCCUGGGACGAGGUGAACGUGCUGGCGCACGGGCUCCUCCAGCUCGGCAACGGGCUGCGCGAACACGUGGAGCGCACCCGGGGGCAGUUGGGCGCACUGGAGCGGCGUCUGGGGGCGUGCGGGGCCGCCUGUGAAGAGCGGGCGGCAUCCGCCGCGCCCCCACACGGCCCCUUGAGUCCAGUCUCCCGUGGCGAGGCCGCCCCCGAGACCCUCCGCAACCUGCAGUCUCAGCUCAAGGCUCAGAACAGCAGGAUCGAGCUCCUCUUCCAGAAGGUGGCCCAGCAGCAGCGGCACCUGGAGAAGCAGCAUCUGAGGAUCCAGAAUCUGCAGAGCCAGGUGGGUCUCCUGGCCCCCAUGCAGGUGGGCCACAGGAUGGCCAAGCCUGCCAGGAGGAAGAGGCUACCCAAGAUGUCCCAGCUUGUUGGCCCUGUUCACAAUACAAGCCACCUGAAGAGGCUGCCCAGGGACUGCCAAGAGCUGUUUGAAGAGGGAGAACGGCAAAGUGGACUCUUCCAGAUCCAGCCUCAGGGGUCCCUGCCUUUCCUGGUUAACUGCAAGAUGACCCCAGAUGGAGGAUGGACCAUAAUUCAGAGGCGCCAGGAUGGCUCCGUGGACUUCAAUCAGCCCUGGGAAGCCUACAAGGAUGGCUUCGGAGAUCCCCAAGGAGAGUUCUGGCUGGGACUGGAGAAGGUGCACCUGAUCUUGGGGGACCGUGACAGCCACUUGGCUGUGCAGCUACAGGACUGGGAGGGCAAUGCCGAGUCACUGCAGUUCCCUGUCCGCCUUGGUGGCGAGGACACUGCCUACAGCCUGCAGCUAACAGCACCCGUGGCCAACAAGCUGGGUGCCACCACUGUGACACCCAGUGGGCUCUCCCUGCCCUUCUCUACUUGGGACCAGGACCAUGACCUCCGCAGGGACAAGAACUGCGCCAAGAGCCUCUCUGGUGGCUGGUGGUUUGGGUCCUGCAGCCACUCCAACCUUAACGGCCAGUACUUCCGCUCCAUCCCUCGGCAGCGGCAGCAGCGUAAGAAGGGCAUCUUCUGGAAGACGUGGCGGGGCCGCUACUACCCGCUGCAGGCCACCACCAUGCUGAUCCAGCCCACAGUGGCGGAAGCAGCCUCCUAGCCUCCUUGCUGGGGCCUGGUCCCAGGCUCCGAGAGGACAGUGACUCUGACGCUGGUCCAGCGUGUGGCCAUGCCCUGCCUGGGCAGGGGCUCUGGGCGGGGCCAUCUGGAGCCUUGUGGACAGAGGAGAAGCCUACACCCGGAGAGGCCCCCUUUCCCAGUGCGGGGCCGCGGGCGAUACCCUCUGAGGAAGGCGGAAGUGGAGGGCUGCAGGGCGCAGGCCACGGAAGCGUGGGACCAAUGGGUACAGAGGCCUGCUGCUUGCCUACCCGAGGAGUAGCGGACGCAGAAGGACCACUUAGGGGCAACCAGAACAGCCCUGAAAUGCGGAUUCAGUCAUGUUGACUGGCCAGGGGACCAGGGCGCCCUCACCGUGCUGCGGUGUGCAGGUGCUGGGGGACGAGCCCGUGCCAGCGGCGUCUGGGCGGGGCUCGCCGAAUUCUUGGAAUAAAAGCAACCUCAGAACAUUUUGUUCUUUGUCCUUAGGUUUGUUUUAAAAAUGGACAGUUUCAAAAUCCACAUAAACAUGUUCUCAGGGUGGAGGUGAACACUCCCUGGUCUGUCAACAAUGCCGAUCGUUCCUACCACCUCUGACAACUGAUUUCAGUUUCCUUCACAUACUAUUUCAUGAUGUGUACAUCAUUCUUAUUUUCAAAAUUAUAAAACAAAGCCCUCAUUCAUUGCUCUUGGAAGCAGGGAAGAGAGAAAAUUGGAGUGCCC
Molecule: messenger RNA, 2115 nt
Organism: Pteronotus mesoamericanus
Lineage: Eukaryota; Metazoa; Chordata; Mammalia; Chiroptera; Mormoopidae
Gene: ANGPTL4
Product: angiopoietin like 4
Exons: 7
Coding region: 158-1396 (412 amino acids)
Biological process (GO): triglyceride homeostasis
Molecular function (GO): enzyme inhibitor activity
Source: RefSeq, a predicted model, not a curated record